Messenger RNA from Ornithorhynchus anatinus (platypus), 1609 nucleotides. RefSeq names its product mitochondrial ribosomal protein L38 (gene MRPL38). The transcript is spliced from 9 exons. NCBI's taxonomy places the organism in Eukaryota, Metazoa, Chordata, Mammalia, Monotremata, Ornithorhynchidae. The coding region runs from base 19 to 1179 and encodes 386 amino acids. The record is from RefSeq and is a predicted model, not a curated record. Gene Ontology annotation, cellular component: mitochondrial large ribosomal subunit.
GCAUCGCGCCGGGCAGAGAUGGCGGCGUUGGCGAGGACGGUGUGGUGUGGAGGGGCGGGAGCCUGCGGAGGCCGGGCGGCCGCACGCGGCUUCGGCACCACCGCCGCCCUGGCCCGCCGGGCCGCGCCGCUGGGGCCGAUGCCCAACGAGGACGUGGACGUGAGCCGGCUGGCCUCGCUGGAAAAGUACCGGAGCUUCGACCGCUACCGGCGCCGGGCGGAGCGGGAGGCCAAGGCGCCGCACUGGUGGAAGACCUACCGGGACUACUUCGGAGAGGAGCCAGAUCCCGAAGACCGGGUGGACAUCGGGCUGCCCCCUGCCCAGACGCGCCGCCGCCAGCAGCUCCGGGAGCGGAAGGAGCUCUUGAAGCAGAUCCGGAGCUCACCGGAGCUGGAGAGGGCGGCCCGCCUCCGGACAGCCCUGAUCCCCCUGGAGGAGGUGAAGGCCGAGUGGGAGAGGACCGCCGGCCCCUACCACAGGCAGCGUGUGGCUGAGCACUACGGCCUGUAUCGGGACCUGUUCCGAGGAGCCACCUUCGUGCCCCGGGUCCACCUCAGGGUCGCUUACAACCUUGACGGGGACUACGUGAUGCCCGUGUACCACGGGAACGAGGUCACCCCCACCGAGGCCUUCGGCGCCCCUGACGUGACGUUCGAGGCCGAGGAGGGCUCCCUGUGGACGCUGCUGUUCACCAGUCUGGACGGGCACCUCCUGGAGCCAGACGCCGAAUACGUCCACUGGCUGGUGACCAACAUCCCGGGGAACGAGGUGGCCGCGGGCCAGGAGCAGUGCCACUACCUGCCCCCCUUCCCCGCCCGGGGGACCGGUUUCCACCGCCUCGUCUUCCUCCUCUUCAAGCAGGACCACCUCAUUGACUUCUCCGAGGACACUCGGCCCUCGCCGUGCUCCAGCCUGGCCCAGAGAACCUUCCGCACCUUCGACUUCUACAGGAAGCACCAGGACUCCAUGACCCCGGCUGGCUUGGCCUUCUUCCAGUGCCGCUGGGACGAUUCGGUCACCACUGUCUUCCACCGGCUGCUGAACAUGCGGGAGCCGGUGUUUGACUUCGUGCGGCCGCCCCCCUACCACCCCAAACAGAGGAAGUUCCCCCACCAGCAGCCGCUGCGCUACCUGGAUCGCUACAGGGACAGCCAGGAGCCCAGCUACGGCAUCUACUGAGUAGGGGCGGACCUGCCCGGGCCUCCAGCCGGUCUGGAUCCUGUGGGAUGUGGGUUGGAGGGGCGGAGCCCCUCCCUGACACCCCCCAGUUUUCACCCGCCACUGCGGGGCCGGGCCCUGACGGCCGGGAAGGGUUGUCCGGACCCAGGAUGUGAAUAAAGGCGAUUUCUGUGGUGCAUUGUGGCAGCCCAGAAUCCAGGGAGGGUGGCUGAUGGUGGAGAAAGGCUGAAUGUAAGGUGCCUGGCUGAACCCCUGAGAGAGAACCGGAUCAGCGAAGGACACCGCCCCGGGGGGGUUUGCAAACUAAUGACUACUCUCUUUGUUGAGUGCUCGUCCCUACUCCAUUAGAUUGGAAAUGCAAUGUGGACAGGGAAUGUCUCUUAUUUUGCCGUCCCCAGUGGGUCAUUCAAUAAACGUUGCAACUACUGUG